CAAGACAAACAAAAGACGGGAUCCAGGAUCUGACUGUAGUAGACAGACAGGGAGCGAUGGUCAGAUAAAUGACCAGGAGGCUGAAGAGAGACAAAGAGACAACAGAUAUCAGGAGGAGUGCACAAACUUGAAGAAGAGGAGGAGUCUGAUCUCAGAGGAAGCUAAAAAGAGUGGAGCGCGAAAAGAAGCCCUUCAAAACAGAGUGAUCCUUUCUGAGUGGCCACUGACAUAGAUGUUGAAUAAACUGGAAUCUGGCAAAGAGGACCUCAACUGGCAAAAAAAAAAAAAAAAAAAAAAAACUUCAUCACUGAAGGAUUUUCUGAAAAUAUAAACACACGGAGCUGUACAAAGGCACCAAGGAGACCAGAAGACAAACAUUAUUAAAAACAGAAAGAAGACGUGGAGAUACCACCCACAGAGAGAGACUGAGUAUACCACACACAGGGUUUAUCACAGGACUUCUGGUCACCUCUCUGUGUUGGAAUGGAAACAGUGAACUGCUAAAAAGGAGUUGAGUGAGUUAGAAGUACACCUACACUGCACCGACAUUGCAGCAUGAAGCUUAGGCAUGGGGCAAGAGGGGCACUACUGGCCUUGCUGCUGAGUUUACUGCUGUCUACCUGCACCACACAAGAGAGUGAGGAGAGUCUGGAGCUCCAAGAGGAAAACAAUACAGUCAGCACUGAGAGCCCUGAUACUGUAUCUUCUGACAUAACCAAUGUGAGCCCUCAUAGGACAUGGAUAGUCUUUAGGGACAACUCCAACAAUGAUGGAAAUAAGAAACCAAAAGGAAAUAAAAGACUUUCCAAGCAUGGCCUUCCAGGUCCACCAGGCCCUCCUGGUCCCCAGGGGCCUCCUGGUCCUCCGGGCCCCCUACUGCCUCAUCAUGCAGAGUUGAUACAGGACUUCCAAAUCAAACUAAAAGAGAUGGUAGGAACUCACUGCCUGCUCUGCGAUCAAACCCCUCGUGUGGCCACAGCUUUCCGUUGCCGACUGCACCACAACCUGUUAGUUCAACGUCGCAGUCUGCAGGAGCUCCAGCCCUUCAACACUCCCUCAUACACAGAGCAGUUCCAUCAGAGGGGACAGGGAUUUAAUGCCAGCAGUGGCCGAUACACAGCUCCAGUGUCUGGGUUCUACCAGCUCACAGCUAGUCUGCUACUGGAAUCCAGUGAGUCUCAGAAAAAACCUCACGGCAGACAGAGGGACAGUGUUAAGGCCUCUAUAUGCAUAGAGUCUCUUUGUCAGAGUAAUGUUUCUUUGGAGACAGUGACUGGAGUGAGCGCCACAGGGGGAGUAUUCAGUAUUCUCCUGACCGGGACUCUUUACCUGCAGGCUGGAGAGUAUGUAUCUAUUCUUAUUGACAAUGGGACAGGCUCAGCCCUAACAAUUCUCCAAGACAGUCUGUUUUCUGGCAUUCUUAUUGGAGUAUGAGGACACAAACAAAACACACACCAAUGACUAUAAAGAAGCUCAUUUUUACAGCGUUGACAAAAUACAUAUCUUUAUUAGGUAAGGUAUUCAGGACAUAUUCGAAUAAUAAUUUCAUAAAAGGGAGGACUCUUUUCAAGCAUCUAGAAGAGACUAUGUUUUACUACUGUUGCAAAGGGCAGCAUGAUUGCACUGCUAUUUCUUUCCAAAAUAAUAGCAACAUUUAAACUCUGUUCAUAGAGGUGUAUGUAUUUUUUCAUGUGGUAUGCAUAUGCAUUCCAUUCUUAACAGGGUUUUAUUUAUUUCUAUUAGCUUUUUGAGAGAAUAUUGAUGUUUGUGUAUAUUUGCAAUAAACUGCUUCCAUAAC
Molecule: messenger RNA, 1798 nt
Organism: Carassius carassius (crucian carp)
Lineage: Eukaryota; Metazoa; Chordata; Actinopteri; Cypriniformes; Cyprinidae
Product: erythroferrone
Exons: 9
Coding region: 556-1434 (292 amino acids)
Molecular function (GO): hormone activity
Source: RefSeq, a predicted model, not a curated record